UACAAAACACUAGAAGGUGUUUGUUUCUUCUCUGCAGGUCUGCGUGACCUCUUCUGUCUGAGAGGCGCAGACCAUGUGCAGACAUAAUGGUUUGCAGUCCGUUUGUUUUUCUGAAGUACGCAGACAUAAAAACGUCUGUGCGAGGUCUUCACCACACAGAUAUGAGAUAGCCUCUUCUAAAGUCUGCAAUGCCUUUAACCUAAAAAAAACGCGUUUCUUUUUUUUGGUUUCCGCCUCCAUUCGUCGUCUAACCUCCCAACCUCCCAGAAAAAACCCUCGACGCCUCCAAUCAAAACCACCGAUCGCAGCCCUCCAAUCAAAACCACCGGUCGCAGCCCUCCUCUCCGAUCCGGCGUCCUCCGAUUGCAGCGACCAUGAACGAAGAACCACCGUCAGUGAGAGAAUAGCAAGGGAAAAGCGAGAAAUCAACGAGCAAUCAGAAAAUCUUGGACGUGUAUAAUCUAUCAUAUAUUCUUGCUAAAAUUGAAAGCCAAAUUCCCAGCAAAUCGAAAAUCUUACCUGUAAACAAAUUGGAUUUGUAAACAAAUUGGAUUUAUAUUUUUCUUUGAUUGGAAGCCAAUAUACAUAACUGUCAAGCAAAAGAUAACAUAUUCUCUUGUUGAUUGUGAUUGUUUAUGUGUAUAUGAUUUUUUAUUGUGUAUAUGUAUAUGAUUAUUGAUUGUGUAUAUGUA
Lactuca sativa (garden lettuce) is the source of this 692-nucleotide messenger RNA. NCBI's taxonomy places the organism in Eukaryota, Viridiplantae, Streptophyta, Magnoliopsida, Asterales, Asteraceae. The record is from RefSeq and is a predicted model, not a curated record.